This is a messenger RNA of Mollisia scopiformis, 2289 nucleotides long. RefSeq names its product NAD(P)-binding protein. The coding region runs from base 56 to 1969 and encodes 637 amino acids. NCBI's taxonomy places the organism in Eukaryota, Fungi, Ascomycota, Leotiomycetes, Helotiales, Mollisiaceae. The record is from RefSeq and is a predicted model, not a curated record. The transcript is spliced from 3 exons. Gene Ontology annotation, biological process: steroid biosynthetic process. Gene Ontology annotation, molecular function: 3-beta-hydroxy-Delta5-steroid dehydrogenase (NAD+) activity.
CCAUCAUGUAGUAAAGCUGCUCCUUAAGGAGCCCACGGUCACCUCAGUCUCUGUGAUGUGCCGUUCUCCAUUCAAGAACAAAUUCGAUAAUGUAAAGUACUACAUUGGAGAUGUCACCAAGCGUGACCACUGUCGUCACGUUGUCCAGCAAGUCAAACCGAACAUUAUCUUCAACACUGCUUCACCUCACGCAUACAAAGACCAUGAGCAUGUGCCCGACAUCUUCAAAGUCAACGUCGAUGGCAACGUGAACCUACUUCAAGCCGCUUAUGAUGUCGGUACCGUCAAAGCCUACGUCUACACCUCAUCUGGUCCCAUCAUUGCUGGCUCUGGUGGUGGCUAUGAUCAUGCUGAUGAGACACACCCCACUCUGGUUGUCCCACACACGAAGAAGGGAGAUCCAUAUCACGUGGCCAAGGCCUUAGGCGACAAGAUUGUUCUAGAAGCUAAUGGCAAGAAUGGUAUCCGUACUUGCACUAUUCGUCCUACUGCCCUCUAUGGUGAAGGUGACGGCCAAAUGGUUGGACCAGUUAUCAAGGCUCUGGAAGAUGGUCAAACAACCAUAUGGACUGGAUACAAUGACAUUGAUAUGGACGUUGUUUAUGUCGGACAUGUCGCCAUUGCUGAAGUUCAAGCCGCAAAGGGUCUUCUUGUGGAGAUCAGUGAUCCAAAGGCUCCCAAAGUCAGUGGCGAAGCUUUCAAUAUUACUGACGACCAACCAUCACCUCCCCUUACCUUCUUCAGAAAAUAUUGGGCUCUGGCUGGGGACGAGACUCCAUUGUCCAGUGUCUGGUACAUUCAUCCAACCUUGGUUCUCAUCAUGGCACAUAUCGCCGAGUGGAUUGUCUGGGCUAGGACUUGGGGUAAGCUCCGUCCAGAGUCUUUGAUCUUAGAGCGUAUGGAAUUCGUUCUUUUCACUCGGACCUACUCUAUUAAGAAGGCCCGUGAGCGCCUCGGCUUCAAGCCUUGGGGAAAUCAGCCAUACGCAAGUCAGGAUGAAGCUCUUAAGGGUGCUGUUGAGUGGUAUCUUCGUCCUGAAAAUCACGGUCCUGUCAAAAUUGGCGGAUCUCCAUCCUGGCCAGAGGUACCCUUCAGUUUGAUUUCAAACACUGGAGCUCUUGACUUGCCCGCAUCUAAGCAAGACCACUACUGCGUCAAAAAUGCUCGCAUCAUGGCGCAGACACACAAUACCAUCUUCCGUGCACUCAACUCAAUUUACCAACAAGCCCUGAGCAUCAAGCCAGGCACCCAAGAAGCCAUCGACAUGCUCGCAUACUGCGGCAUUACCUAUGACUUCAUUCACCACCAUCAGAUUGGUGAAGAGUCAAUCUACUUUCCAGAGAUUGAGAAGGCCACGAAGAUUCCAGGUCUCAUGGAGGAGAAUAUUGCUCAACAUCACUUCGUUGAGGAUGGUCUUGAGCGACUUCGUAAGUAUGCUGAGACUACGCGUCCAGAGGCAUACAGUGGUGAAGAGCUUCGCCAUAUUAUUGAUGAGUUCUCUGGAGCUUAUGAGCACCAUCAACAUGAGGAGAUUAAGACUAUCUUGAAUCUUCACGAUAAGAUUGACUCCAAAGUCCUCAAGUCUAUUGAUUUGCGCAUGCGCAAGGAGGCUGAGCGCCAAAGCGACAUUUUCAAGGCUGCCCCCUUCGUCUUAAGCUGCCAAGACAGGAACUUCAAGCUCGAUGGCGAGAUCCGUCCAUUCCCGGGCAUCUCCGCCCUCGUUCCCUACGUCGUCCACCUCUUCUUAUCCAGUCGUCACGCUGGAGUCUGGCGCUUCGCCCCAAGUACUAUGUAUGCUCAACCUCGUCCUUCCCCCGCUCGCAAGAACGACGAGCCCACCAAAGCUGAAUUGAUUGCUCCGCCUAAUGCCGGUAUGCCAAAGGGAUUCGACUUGACGGGUAUUUUACCAAGCACUCCUGUCAUUUUCGCUUUCUUGUUUGGUUUGCUGGCGUAUGCUUUGUACUUUUAAACAGCUUGGUCUGCUUCCUUUCGUUAGUGGUUGUGUUCAUAUUCCUACAAUACUUAGCAUGGGCCGCGGUUUGGCGUCUUUACCUGUUUUUUAUCGGAAUACCUAGACACGCUCUUUAGAAAGAAAUAAGGUCCUCGUCCGCAAUUUAUUUUACCACGAGCUUUUGGAGCAGGAUUAGCAAGCUCUAGCUGCUUGGGGGUGGGGAUAUGGAUCACUGAUAGGACGGUCGCACAUAACAGAUUUUCUGCUUGGGCUUUUGGUGUACUGCGGUGCACCACAGAAAGCUUUCUGGGAAAUCAGAGAAUAGAAAUUAAUCCCUG